This is a messenger RNA of Orycteropus afer afer, 1190 nucleotides long. RefSeq names its product reticulocalbin 2 (gene RCN2). The record is from RefSeq and is a predicted model, not a curated record. NCBI's taxonomy places the organism in Eukaryota, Metazoa, Chordata, Mammalia, Tubulidentata, Orycteropodidae. Gene Ontology annotation, cellular component: endoplasmic reticulum. Gene Ontology annotation, molecular function: calcium ion binding.
CGCCGCCUGCGAACGGCCGACGCGGUCUGGAACCCAGCCCGCCUCUCCCCUCGCUUCUUUUUGUGUCCGCGACGGGCUGGCGGGAUGUAUCUGGGCCCGAGGCCCGCGGCGCUGGGGCUUUUACUGAUGUGCGCCGCCACAGCCCGCGCCGGCAACGCCGAGGAGCUGCACUACCCUCAGGGCGAGCACCGCACAGACUACGACCGCGAGGCGCUGCUGGGCGGCCAGGAUGAAGUCGAUGAAUAUGUUAAACUCAACCCCGAAGAGCAACACACAAGACUGAAGUCAAUCAUAAAGAAAAUUGACUUGAACUCAGAUGGCUUUCUCACCGAAAGUGAACUCAGUUCAUGGAUUCAGAUGUCUUUUAAACAUUAUGCUAUGCAAGAAGCAAAACAACAGUUUGUCGAAUACAAUAAAAACAAUGAUGAUACUGUGACUUGGGAUGAAUACAACAUUCAGAUGUAUGAUCGAGUGAUUGACUUUGAUGAGAACACUGCUCUGGAUGAUGCAGAGGAGGAGUCUUUUAGGCAGCUUCAUUUAAAGGACAAGAAACGAUUUGAAAAAGCUAAUCGGGAUUCAAGUCCUGGUUUGAGUCUUGAAGAAUUUAUUGCUUUCGAGCAUCCUGAAGAAGUUGAUUAUAUGACGGAGUUUGUCAUUCAAGAAGCUUUAGAAGAACAUGACAAAAAUCAUGAUGGAUUUGUUAGUUUGGAAGAAUUUCUUGGUGAUUACAGGCGGGAUCCAACUGCAACUGAAGAUCCAGAAUGGAUACUUGUUGAGAAAGACAGAUUUGUGAAUGAUUAUGACAAAGAUAACGAUGGUAGGCUUGAUCCUGAAGAGCUAUUACUUUGGGUAAUGCCCAAUAACCAGGGCAUUGCACAAGAAGAGGCUCUUCAUCUAAUUGAUGAAAUGGAUUUGAAUGGUGACAGAAAGCUCUCUGAAGCAGAGAUUCUGGAAAAUCAGGACUUGUUUCUUACCAGUGAAGCAACAGAUUAUGGCAGACAGCUCCAUGAUGAAUAUUUCUAUCUCUAUCAUGAUGAGCUUUAAUCCCCGAGUAUGUUUGAAUAGAAUACUGAUUCCUUUUAUAAUUUGUUACCAGCUUUACUUUUGUGAUAAAAUAUUGAUGUUAUAUUUUACACACUAAGUCUUACCAUAGUCAAAAUUAUCUUAAUGUAAUAAUUUUGGCCUUUUAG